This is a messenger RNA of Nannospalax galili (Upper Galilee mountains blind mole rat), 2564 nucleotides long. Its product is annotated as leukocyte immunoglobulin-like receptor subfamily B member 5. NCBI's taxonomy places the organism in Eukaryota, Metazoa, Chordata, Mammalia, Rodentia, Spalacidae. Gene Ontology annotation, molecular function: inhibitory MHC class I receptor activity. The record is from RefSeq and is a predicted model, not a curated record. Gene Ontology annotation, biological process: cytokine-mediated signaling pathway.
AUGAAUGCUCACAUCAAAAAACAACAGAUACUGCCAGGACAGCUCCCUGUCACACCCUCCCUCUCUGUGAAGCCAGGCCACACCGUGUCCUCAGGAGAGAAUGUGACCCUGCUGUGUCAGUCAUGGAGCCAGAUGGACUCUUUCCUUCUGUCGAAGAAGGGGGCUGUCCAUCACAAGCUGUAUCAAAGAUCAAAGUUCCAAGAUCAACAGUAUAAGGCCGAAUUCUCUAUGAGUGCUGUGACCUCAGCCCUCGGGGGCACCUACAGGUGCUAUGGUGCUCGAAGCUCGGCCCCCUACCUGUUGUCACAGCCCAGUGCUCCUGUGGAGCUUGUGGUGUCAGCAGGAAAUGUUUCUCAGUCUGUGAGGCUGAGAUGCAGCUCCUCAUCCACACCUAGGAGGUCCCUGGGUCCUCUCAGAACAGGGCAGGAGGCUGAGAUCAUGCUGGGGUCUGAUUGUAGGGGGGACUGUGACUCAAGGAGACACAUUCCUUUAGAGAGAAGCAUCCUAGGCUGUAGGUAGCAGUCUGCAUGGCUCCUCCUGAGCUCACCUGGGCUCCACACUCCAGAUCUGAGGCUCAGGGGAGGCUGUGCGACUGCUCACUACAAUGACGUGGGGAUUCCUGGGCAGCAGGUAUAUUUUGCAAGUCAGUUUGUUUCCAAUCUGCAUUUUCUGUUUAGUCUUGUGUUUUGCUGUAUAUUAUUGUUUUUCUGUGUGUCUGUUUUCUGACAAGGUCACCCAGUAGCCCCAGCUGGCCUAGAACUGACUAUAGAGACCAGGCUGACCUCAGUCUCACAGGGAUUAGUCUUCAUCUGUCACCGUGCCCAGCUUUGGUGCUCUCGUUUUCUGAGACUUUUCAGAAAACGCCUUGGAGGCAGAGGCUUGAUAUCAGUGUCCUCUUCACGGGCAAGCACUCUAUUGCAUGGCAUUCUCUGCACUUUGGACAGUAGUGGGUCUCUGUGUUGAUAACCAUCUGCUGCAUGGAGAAGCUUCUUUGCUGAGAGCUGAGAGAAACAUUAAAGUAAGGGAUGAAUAGUAAGUCAUUAGGAGUUGUUUUGAUACUUGUUCAUUUAGCAUAAUGAUAGUAGGCUCUCCCUGCAGUCUGUGUCCUCAUUAGACACGGGUUACUUGUCCUGAUAUCAGUGUCAGGUAUGAGGUCUGUCUUAUGAAGCCGACCCCAGGUCCAAUCAGAGAGUAUUUGGUUGCUCCCACGAUAUGCAUGCCACUAUUGCAGUAGUGGGCAUGCCUUGCCCGGCCAGUUGUUGUGGAAGCCGGCAUGAUCUUCAGUUGGGCAAGGUGGAUAAUGAAUGUUCUCUUCUGCAUAGCACCUUCCGGCACUGUCAAAGCUAGCCAGUAGAGAUGAAGCUUUGAAGUCAGUACCUGCUCGAUUUCCCUUUGUGUAUCCUACAACUCAUUUAUGUAAUGCUUUCAGCAGUAGGCUCUUACUGCCGAGUUCUGGUGGGUAACCACGAGCAGGGGCAAUGGCCAGCAUUGUUUGAGGGUCCUAUCCAAUUGUUUUUCAGUCACUGCUUUCUGAUUUAUGGUAAAAGUCAUAUCAAUUACAAUAAGGUUGAAAUUUCAGCUUUUCAUUUCAUAGCUUAUACAGGGUAUUUUCAUCAUAUCCAUCCACCACUACUCCUUUCGACUCCUCCUAGUGACCCCCACCCCUUCUUCCAGCUUAAUGUCCUCUAUUUUGUUGUUAUCAAUAAAUUUCUCAGCCCUUAUGUGCAGGGUGUGGGGUCAUCCACUGGGAUGUUUGAAACAUGCCAGUGACCUUGUCCCCAGAGGAGAGUGACACCCUCUUCCCCACCAGGCAUCCACUGCCCAUAGCUCCCCUCCUAGGGGUGGGGCCUCAGGAUUCGUCUUCAGGUCACAGCAGCUACUGUGAGUACAUGUGUGCAAAUGCCAUGUCCUGUCCACAAGUUACAUGUCACGGCACUUGUCCUGAUCUACCAGUUCUUACAUUCUUUCUUCACCCUCUUCCAUAAGGUUCUCUGAGCCUUGGACGGAGGGAGGUUUAUGUAGGUGCUCUAUCCAUAGUGCGCUCACAGCUACUUACACUGCACACCUUUAAAUGUUUUUUUGAUUUUUAUUUUCAUUUUAUGUAUAUGAGUGUAUUGCCUCGUGUAUGUAAGCACACCCAUGUCAUGGAGUGUCCUCAAGCUCAGAAGAGAGUGUUACAUUCCCCUGGAAUUGGAGUUACAGAGGGAUGUUGGAUGCCAAGUGGGUGCUGGGACUCAAACUCGGGUCCUCUGCAAGAGCAGUGUUCUUAACCACUAAGCCAUCGCUCCAGCCCCUAAUACUGCACACGUUCAAUUGUCAUGCAUUAAUUCUCCAUGUCAUACACAGAGAAGGACCUCAUAAAGACAUUUCACACAGGUAUGUCAUGUGCUCUUACCAUGUUCACUCCCAGUCUUCCUCUUACCCAGGCUUCCCACCAUGGCCACUGCUUCCCCAGAGUCCCACUGCUGCUUCAAUGAUGAACAUGGAAUUUUGAGUGUAUAUAGACAGUCUAGGGCUGGAGAGACGGCUCAGGGGUUAAGUGCACUGGCUGCCCUUGCAGAAGA